AAGUUUAGUGGUUGAUAGCAACAGUUGCUGGGUUUACUGAAUGCUGAAAACGAGUUUGAUACAGAUAAACGAUGUCAGCAUCAGCUGAUUAUACAGCAGAUGACGUGCCAGUAAAGGAUACAGGUCUGAGAGUAGCUGGAAUUGGAGGAUUACAAGACUCGUAUGCCACACAGAAUGUUAGGGCAAGGCAAGCAGUGUCACGCAUCACUCGUGAUGAGCUGGAAGAUCGAUUUCUUCGCCUCCAUGAUGAGAAUAUUCUACUUAAACAGCAUGCACGGAAGCAAGAAGAUAAAAUUAAAAGGAUGGCCACCAAGCUGAUUCGACUUGUUAACGAUAAGAAGAAAUCUGAGCAGGACUGUGGCGGCCCCAAGCGGAUUGGUCGAGAUGUGGAAAUGGAAGAAAUGAUUGAAGAGCUUCAAGAGAAAGUCCGUGAGCUGGAGAAACAAAAUGAGAGUCUUAAAAACCGUCUGAUCUCCACCAAACAGCAGCUUCAAGUGCAGGGGCAUAGACACACACCAUACGGUUAUGUACAGUCUCAGAUUAACACUGGACUCAGAAAAGUAAACAGGAGCCCUCCCAUGCAAGAGUAUCUCAAGAAAGGUUCCCCCUUUCAGGAUGUUGAUGUCAGGUGAACCCCUCAUCCUAUGUACACCCACAGUAACAAUCAGGUGUUGAGAAAGGGGAGGGGAGAGAUAGAAAAUAUUGAGAAUGUGAUUGAAUCUCAGAAGAGGCAAAUGGAGGAAUUGGAGCAUACUUCAGAGGUUCUUAGGAGUCUGAUUGUCCAGAAAGAGAAAGAAUAUGAGCAGUCACUUCUGCAGUUACGAGAUCAACAGGCAACAGGGCAGAGGUCAGCAAUCAGGGACAAUGUUCAGAUGAUCAAACUACAGAAAGAGAUGUCGGAGAAAGCAAAUGCUUUAACUGCUAUGGAAGGAAAGUUUCUCCAGUUGCAAGAGAAUCAGAGGACAGUAAAAGCUAGUCAUGAUGCCUUAAUGAUGCAGGUUGAAGAACUAAAUUCACAACUUAAACAGGAGCGGUUUAAAAACCUUGGUCUUGAGAAACAGCUAAACUUAGAUCAUUUUUCCCAAAGGCGAACCGAAGAGCUUCAAGAAAGAAUUGAUGAUCUUGAAAAAGAACGGGAACUUUUGAAGGAAAAUUAUGAGAGACUUCAGAAUAGUGCCUUCAGUUUGAGCCAGGAACAGCAGUGGAAGUUAAAAGAACAACACCUCAGACUGCAGAUUGCCCAGCUUGAGACUGCCUUGAAGUCAGACCUUACAGACAAAAAUGAAAUCCUUGAUAAAGUUAAAGCAGAAAGAGAACAAAAUGAGAGACUCACACAAGAAAAUAGAGAACUGCAGCUGCGUUAUCUGGAGCACAAACAUCAGCUGGAUGAACUGAAAGAGCGCAUGAAGUUCUUUACCAAGGAGAGUGAUAUUGAUGUGACAGAACUCAGCGAGGCUCUCCUGCUCUUAAAGGUUCGCAAGCAGCAAAAAAAUGGAGAUUUGGCUUUUCUGGAAAAAGUUGAAGAUCAAGUUCAUAAAGAUCUGGAACACUCGAUGCGAGAGUUGCAAGCGGUGUAUGCUGACACAGUACAGGAGCUUGAAAAGACGAGAAACAUGUUAAUUGUGCAACACAAGAUUAACAAAGAUUACCAGGCAGAAGCUGAGACAGUAACACACAAGAUGGAUGAUGUGAAGCGAGACUACGAGCUGAAACUGCAAAAUUACGCACAGCUUCUUGACAUUAGGACUGCACGAAUCAGAAAACUUGAAGCUCAACUGAAGGAUAUUGCUUAUGGUACAAAACAGUAUGCAUUCAAACCAGAAGUUACCGCUGAUGACCAGAUAGAUGAAUUUGAUGAAACCGUCCACCUGGAACGAGGAGAAAACCUUUUUGAAAUCCAUAUCAGCAAAGUAAUAUUUUCUCCAGAUGCUUUGAAAGCCUUUGGUGAUGUACAGCCAACAACAUUUUGUACCUUUGCCUUUUAUGAUUAUGAGCUUCAAGCCACACCUGUAAUCCGUGGUCUGCAGCCUCAGUAUGACUUCACUGCUCAGUAUAUUGUCCAUGUUGAUGACUUCUUCCUACAGUAUGUGCACAAGAACUCUGUUACCCUUGAGGUUCAGCAGGCAUAUGGCACAGAUUAUCAGACUGUUGCAGCAUGCCAGCUAAGAAUACAGGAAAUUCUGGAAAGGAAUGGGAGGAUUUUUCAUACAGGACAUUUAAUCGGGGUCAGUGGAGACGUACGUAAUUUUGGAGUAGUAGAAUACUGGAUACGGCUACGAGUCCCUAUGGAUCAAGCUAUCCGACUUUACAAGGAGCGGGUAAAAGCUCGUGGCUACAUGAUUUCUAAUGUUAAAGACUCAGAGCAGGAGAGUCUCAAAAUGUCUCAGGAGCAUGCUCCUAUGUCAAGAAGUCCUGACUUGAAUGAGCUGCAUGUAACAAUCAAAUGCUGUAACGAUCUGCAGUCCCAAGCAAAUCAACAGCAACCAAAUCCUUAUGUUGUCUACAAGUUCUACGAUUUUGCAGACCAUGAUACUGCUAUCAUACCUAGUAGCAACAAUCCACAGUUUGCUGAUCAUAUGAGUUUUCCAGUUCUAAUGAAUGCAGAUCUCCAUGAUUAUUUGAAAACUGAAACUUUGUAUUUCUACGUAUUUGACGACAGUGAAACUACGGAUGGCCCAUAUUUAGGCAAAGCCAAAGUUCCUCUCAUCUCCUUAGCACACGACAAAGCUAUUGCAGGUUUAUUUGAGCUUUAUGACACUGAAGGGCACGCUGCUGGUUCAAUUGAUGUCAUAAUGAAAUGGAGGUUCUCUUACCUACCAGUAAAUGAGUCUGCUUUACCAGUGGACCCUGCCGAGUUCUUAAGUAAAGAAGCGCCAGUCAAGUUACCAAGUCAAGAUGAAGAGCACCUACAGUUGCCAGUGCCAAAACCUAGGCAGCACGUAGCCCAAGAGGGUAAACGAUCUGACAAGAAAGUAUCAUUUGUGGAUGCUACAGCACCCGUGGAGAUUCCAACAAGUCCACAACCCAGUAGUACUGCUGGAAAGCCUUUGCAGGAAGUGAAAAUGGCUGUCUCACCUACAUCAGACAAACAGGAUGCUCCUUUUAAACCAGAUGAUGUUCACAAAGGCUCUUUGAAUGAUUCAGAUUUGGUAGAUAUUUCUGAAGAACCUAAGGCACAACAAGAAGAUGCCAUUUCUGAAGUUUCUGAGGGGCAGCUUGCCGAACAAAGUUUAAAUUCAGAAGAUGACUCGGAUUCAAUUGAGGAAGACUGGAGGCCAGAAGGUGGUGAUACACGCAAAGUAGAGGGUGGUGAAUUAACUGAUAGUGACGAUUCUAUUGUUCAAGGACCAGUUUCUAAGACUGAGCAGCCAUCAGAAAAAAUACGGAUUGAGAUUUUAUCCCUUACUCUUAAUGAAGACUGUUACGUUUCAACAGAUGAUGAUAUUCAGCGAUUAUUCAUUGAGUACAGAUUUUUCAAUCUGCAACCACAAGAAACUCCCAUGUCUCUUUCAAAACCUAAAAAUGGACAGUGGGUCCACUAUUACUACAGCAAUGUCAUUCAAGUGGAUAAAGCUGUUAACCAGGUGAGACGAAACUUCCUGAAAUCUGUGCUUCAGGGAGAUGAAUCGGCUAAUGGAAGAAUCCAGUUCACUGUUGUUAGUGAUCCCCCUGAUGAUGCACAAGACCUCGAGUGUGAUGAUGUCGGCUUUGCUUAUGUUGAUUUGAGAGCUGUAUAUCUGAAUGGAAGAGAUAUUAUAGAAGAAGAUGUCAGUGUUUUUGAUGCCCAAGAUGGUGGACAAGUGAUUGGAAAGAUGAAGAUAACAGUGAAAGCCCUUGAGACACUACGCUUAAUCUAUAGUGAAAAUCAGUGAAAAUGAAAGCAACUGUGAAAGCCUUUGAAACACUACAUGUCAUCUAUAGUGAACCUCAGUGAAUAUGAAAGUAACCAUCAAAGCCCUUGAGACAUCACAUUUAAUCUAUAGUGAGCACCAAUGAAGAUGCUGCUGUAAGAAGAUGAGUUUGUCUACAAAUAACUUUCGAAUCGGAUGCCUUUAAAUGUCUGUUGUAUGUUAACUAUAGUGCCAUGCUUGCCAUAUGUAAAUGCAGAGUACUUGCCUAGAUGUUAAAGUUGCAAUAUACUUUUUUAACUGUGACUUUUGUUCUAAUUUUCUUUAAAACAACAUAAAAAUUUCUACCUCUGGACAAAAUGUUGUAAAUAAUUAAUAUAAGGUGUACAGUUCACUGAUCAUUACUGUUUCUAUUGUAUCUGGAUUUUUUUACACGUAUUUUAAUAUGUAUGCAAGUCAGCUAUUUAAUUGUAUUACUUUUUUCUGAAGAUCAUCUUUAGCUGAAGCUGUAGAGAACUGAUUAAAAAUAAAAUUUUAUGUUAUCCCUAAUCACGCUACUUAAUGGAAUGCCUGUGAUUAGCCUCAUUAAGAGUUCUACACUGUGAAGAUUUUUAUUAGAAGCAGUAUAUGAAAAUUGCCUGGAUUAAUGUGUUAAUCUCCCUCUUUAAAAUGCUAAUGUCCAUUUUAUGCACAUUAAAUUUCAGUCUGCAUUUGCUUUGAUGCAUGCAGUUUCUAUCAAUUAAAUAUAAAGAGAAUCUGUGUGCAGAAAUCACUAUUCAGGCUAUGCUGGAUUUGCUUUUUAAUACUAGUAUGCAGAACACCUUAUUUUGCUUGACACAAAAAAGGCACAUUUAGAUGACUGCCAUGUUAUAUAGAAACAUUUUUUUUUUUUCACAAAAGUGAUUUUGAAUCCUGUGAAAUGGUUUAAAUAAGAUAAAUAACAGCAACAUAGCCUUACAGGAUUUAUUCAUUAAUAGUUAGCAGCUAGUAACUGAGCUUUUUUUGAAAGACUGUCUCAGGAGAUUGUGAAGAAUAAUACAUUUCAUUUUCUAAUUUACAUUUCUUUAUUUGUCAUUUUCUUGAAAAGCAUUUAUGGGCAGCCAGUUUUUAGUGUUUGCAAACAGUCUGUGUUCCUUCAUAAGCAUAUGUAAAGUAUUCAGAGAGAUAAGUAAUUUAUUAAAAUCUACCUAAUUUGCCGUGAUAUAUUAAAUCCCUGCUUCAGUGAUCACAGCCCAUUUCAUUUAGUGAAUUAGGCGUCCCCUCUUUGUGUGAUUAAAGCUCUGGAAAAUGAGUUCCCUGCUCAUAUUUGUGAACAUUCAAAACCCGCUAAUGGCAAGAAGAUGGAAUAGAUUAUGAGACAAUUCAUUACAGCUGAACAGCAAAAAAGCAGCUAUAAUACAAAAAUGUGAGCCUGAAUAUCUGCAUAUAGUUUGAAGCAUCUGUGCUUUAAUGGGUUCAGUAAUGGCUCACCAUAUUCAGAAAUCUUUGAGAUGACAGCCAUGCAAUAUUAAUUUGUUGAUGUACAGUCUGAGGCCAUCUGAAUAUUUUGACCACACUUUUCCUUAGAACCUCCACUGUUCCAGAGGGCCCCUUUGUCAUUUGGCCUACCACUUUCAGGAUCUGUAAAAUCUUACAUAAAUCACUUUUAAACUGUAUGUAUAAUGAAUGCAUUCCUCUGGAGCAUUCCAGAAACCUCAGUCAUCUGUAAACCAAUCCGCACCAUCCCCAGUAAAUAGCCACAUGUUUGUCGUCACUUAAGCUGGCUCUUACCUCAUCAUCUUGGCUACUGCUCCAGGCUUUCUUUGGCUGUAUCCAAACGUAUCAUCAUUAGGAACCACCAUAAUAUAUUUUAGUAAUUUAAAACAGUUUAAAUCAAUGUUACAAUUAAAUGGGUGGCUUUGUAGACAUUCAACUCCAGUGUACAGUUUAUAACCUUUCAGUGUACUGUAUAACUUAACAUAACUAGAAAUGUUCCUAGUACUAGCGCUAUUGAGGCUUUGGCAAAUCUUCCAGCUUGCACUUGUAGUAGUCAGAUCAAGCUUUCUAAGUGGCUAUCAAUUAUACAGUGACUAGAGUGUUACUUAAACAUUUGUAGACUAUCCUGUCAGCUAUCUGUCCUUGAUACUAGCAGUUACUGACAGUGGAGUCAGACUUACAGCAUAAUGUUAAUCACAGACUGUGAAAAAAUUAUUAAAACUUUGUGAAAUUGC
Molecule: messenger RNA, 6058 nt
Organism: Protopterus annectens (West African lungfish)
Lineage: Eukaryota; Metazoa; Chordata; Ceratodontiformes; Protopteridae
Gene: RPGRIP1L
Product: RPGRIP1 like
Exons: 30
Biological process (GO): retinal rod cell development; non-motile cilium assembly
Cellular component (GO): photoreceptor connecting cilium
Molecular function (GO): thromboxane A2 receptor binding
Source: RefSeq, a predicted model, not a curated record